Messenger RNA from Guyanagaster necrorhizus, 1183 nucleotides. RefSeq lists its product as uncharacterized. Bases 207 to 962 code for a protein of 251 amino acids. The record is from RefSeq and is a predicted model, not a curated record. The transcript is spliced from 4 exons. Lineage: Eukaryota; Fungi; Basidiomycota; Agaricomycetes; Agaricales; Physalacriaceae.
UGUACGAUGUCGGAUGGCACAAGGACAAUUGACUACCAAGAGUACUCAAGGCACCACGAUCGCGGGAAACAAAAGAAUACGUCUCUUCCGGUCAAUAACCGAUGCUCUAUAAGAUAGCCGCUUAGUGGAUGUGCGCUUUCAUGCCCGUGCUGUCUAGCCCGCAGCGCUGAAAAUUUGACAUAUUCCGUACACCAGACCGAAACAGGAUGCAUGUUCACGGCGACGGUUCCCCUUCAUGUUACGCUCUUUCGGCUUCUAUUCACUACGACAAGAUGCAAGGGCUUACACCUUUCUAUCACGCCGCGUGCGACAGCGACGACAGUUUAAUCGUCUCCGAUGUCCCUCCCUGGUCGGAGUCACUCGAGAUACCCCUUUUCCAUGGGCUCGUCCGUCCCCUUUUACAACCCAACGAAACCGACUUUCUACGCGACAUUCUCGACCGUACAUCCCUCGCAACCUCCUUUGACCAUUCCUGCUUGCGUUACUUGGACUUGCAGCUUCUGACACGGCCGACAGAAUCCUUCGCUGACGUCUGCUGGAGAGACGCAGUCCAUGAUGAUGAUUCUAAUGAACGCUGCUCAUUAUCCUCUUCCAUGUCCGAUUGCCCGACAUCUUCGCCUAACUAUCUGCUGUCUUCUUAUGGCGAAGAAGACGCGAUAUCGAGCUCGUCGGAAUCGCUAACGUGCCAUGAGGACCAUGACGAAUUUAAUAUGCAUAGCAAGCAGUCUUAUCAUUCAGACCGGGAUUUGAGACAGGUUUAUUUCUCCGUCUCCCUGCCGGGGGAACGGGAAUCAUUCCUCUCUUUUGAACCUUCGCCGUACUUUGCGUCCUCCUAUCCAGCGGAGCCCGUGUGUGACUUACCCACGACGGCGCCUGUGACCCGAGAUCGGGGAAAGUCAUAUCACCGCUUUACAACAUAUUGCUCGAGGAUGCCGUCUAGUUCGACGAUGAAAUUUAGCUGAAAUUGUAGAUGACAGCUACCACUGAGGCGGCUUUGACUUACACAACCAGUUCACAUUAGUCCAUGUCGCAGAAGGACCUCAGUUUUUUCCACAUGCAUUACAUUACGAUACUCAUGGACUUUUGGCCGUGUCAUACUUGACAGUUCGUUCUUGAAUUUAUUUUUCAAUUUGUGCUCAGGUGUGACGCGUUGUCCGGCCACACGUGCUAUCGUGACCGAUCG